Molecule: messenger RNA, 795 nt
Organism: Leptosia nina
Lineage: Eukaryota; Metazoa; Arthropoda; Insecta; Lepidoptera; Pieridae
Source: the annotation of a GenBank genome assembly
AUGAUGAAGUUUUUCAUGUUGACGAAUAUUGGUGUUGCAUUCUUAACGACAUUCUAUUACUUGAUGAUAUUUACGUGGACUCAAGAAACGUCGUAUCUCUUCGAUAUACACGUUCAUGGUCUUGCUGGAUACCUAGCGGCUGUAAGCGUAGCUGUAAAGCAAAUAAUACCUGAUCAUUUGCUGAUAAAAACGCCUCUAGGUAAACUAACAAAUCGAUCUCUUCCACUCCUGAUUUUAAUAUUAGCUAUUAUUUUCUGGGCUGUGGGCGCCUUGGAGGGAACUUAUCCCUGUAUGUGGGGAAGUGGUACAUUGCUCUCUUGGAUAUAUCUAAGGUUUUGGCAGCGCCACAGCAAUGGCUCGAGGGGUGAUAUGGCUGAUAAUUUUAGUUUUGAUAAUUUCUUCCCAACAGUACUUCAGCCUGUAGUACGAGGUAUUAUAAGCCCGGUACACCGAUGCUGUGUCAGAGUAGGCAUUUGUUCUCCAAGUCAACGUAGAGUGCACUUAGCUUUGAGUCCAAGAGGCGUCACCAUAACAAUGCCUGGAGUAGAGCCACAGGAUAUGGAGAGGCGGCGGCAAAUAGCACUUAAAGCUUUAAGUGAGAGAUUAUCCAAAACAUCUGAACAAACAAGGCAGAAGAACUUAUCAACAAAAGUAAAUAUAGACUCUGUAAGAAAAAUGCAGUCAUCACAUGUAAUUCCAUCAUUCCCAGCCGAGCCAGAAGCAAGUCCAGCACCUGCCGAGGCUACAUUAAUAGAUAUUGGUGCAGAGGCCCCACCCACUACUAAAACGUCAUGA